AUGAAGUCUACCAUUUUCAACAACAACAAAUCGAACAAAAAGCAAACAAUGUUCGCAAACAUCGCGGCACUCUCCAUUAUUAUUUUACAAUUGCUUGGACAGUUAAACAUCACUGGAGCGAAAAGCGUCGGUCAUUGGAAUCACAGCCUUCAGGAAGGAAAGGUGACGCUUGCCAAAGGCUCGAGGGUUGCUGUCAACAGAGAAGAUUUUGGACAGUAUAUGUGGAGUUCUGAAGCUUGUGCUAUUGACACUGUGAACAUGGAGAAGAGUAAUUAUAUAUUGCCUUUUGCCUACAGUCUGACAAAUGAAGAGGUCAAGAAAUUCCACGAUGGACCGCUUUUCGCUAAUGGUGCGUGUUCUGGUUGUGAAGAAGGGUGUGUCAAAAAAACGGGUCUAGAACUCAGAUGGACAUAUAUUAAAUUCCCUAGUGGUACGGAACAUCAUUUGCUUCUUACAAAUCCAAGUAAAUAUCUGCGUCCAAAUUAUACAUUAACUUUAUUUAUUUUAGUUGCCACAAAAUUUGUUCAUCUUGCUGGCGUAGAAAAGUACACGAAUGAGUAUGGAAUUAAAAUUGUAUCAAAUCUCAGAAUCAACCAAACGGAUCCAAAAUUUCACUUCCGUAUGCCAAUAGACACUCCAAAGUUUAAUGAUCAAAAAUCUAUCUGCUUGAAUAACCUUACAGAAAACAUUCUCUCGCCUUCAACAUGGGAAAUUGUCGGUACAAGGCCAGAUCCUGAAAUGUCUCGUUUGUUGGUUUUUCAUCUUCUUCCACAAACAGCAUCGCGAAGGAUGACAAUGAAGGUAGAAGAUCUUGUCACAGGAAAGAAAUAUGUUGUAAAAAACGAGCACCCAGAAGGGCCAGAAUGCGAUUUUAUGGAGAUCUCCUUCGAUAAGAGUAGCUACAAAUUGCUGACUGUCUCUCCUAUUACUUCAACACCAAAAAAACCAACACUGCCAACUCACGGCUUACCGAUUAUGCAACAGAAAACUGCACCCUCUUCCAAAGGAGCAACUAAAUCCCCCUCCAAAACUACAGUCACAAAAGCUAAAACAAAGAGGACUUCUACCACCAAAGAUUCUUCAGGGUCUCUGUUUCUUGUUGUGAUGAUCGUUGUUGUCGUUAUUAUUCUGGUUGCUAUUGGUAUUGGGAUUGCUGUCUACUUUGUCUCUAGGAAGGACUCAGGCAAGAAAGAGAAAGGUGUUGUUAGACCAAACAAAUAA
Meloidogyne enterolobii is the source of this 1221-nucleotide messenger RNA. Lineage: Eukaryota; Metazoa; Nematoda; Chromadorea; Rhabditida; Meloidogynidae. The record is from the annotation of a GenBank genome assembly.